This is a messenger RNA of Bursaphelenchus okinawaensis, 1661 nucleotides long. The record is from the annotation of a GenBank genome assembly. Lineage: Eukaryota; Metazoa; Nematoda; Chromadorea; Rhabditida; Aphelenchoididae.
AUGUCGGCCUUCAGAAAGCAAAGUUUGGCCGAUUUUCGCAAGAUUGACAAGAUUGGAGAAGGUAAUAUUGUUAUACUUCAUUUUAGCUUUAUUUCUGAAUUUUUCAAUCAUUUUUGGUAACUUUGGAACGUAUUUUUAAUAUUAAAUCUUUAUUUUUGUUUUGAGGAAUGUAUUUCAGGUACGUAUGGCGUGGUUUACAAAGCCCAGUCUUUGAAGUACCACAAUUAUGUGGCCAUGAAGAAGAUCCGUCUUGAGAAUGAUGAAGAAGGGGUUCCGCCAACGGCCAUCAGAGAGAUUUCCAUGCUCAUCGAGCUAAAACAUCCUAACAUUGUGGAGCUGCAGGAUGUUAUUAUGCAGGAGAAUCGACUGUAUUUAGUGUUUGAGUUUCUCACGAUGGAUUUGAAAAAGUUUUUGGAUACUUUACCAGAUGACGAGCCGGUGGAAGUGCCGGUAAUCAAGAGCUUUUUGUUUCAGGUAGGUUAAUAUUUAUUUUUCUUUGUUUGUCGAAAGUAUCUUUGUUAUUGCUUUCGGUAACGUUUUGAAAGUGAUAAUUAUGGCUUUUAGUAAUACCUAAAAAUUAUAUUUUACUGAUUCAAAUUUAUUUUGAGUUUCCUUUUUAAUUUGAAAUUAUAUUGUUUUAGAUGACACAAGCUUUAUGUUUCUGCCAUCAAAGAAGAGUUUUGCACAGAGACCUGAAACCACAGAAUAUUCUUGUCGAUGUUCCUAACAACACAGUCAAAAUAGCAGAUUUUGGAUUGGCUCGUGCUAUUGGUAUUCCGGUCAGAGCUUAUACUCAUGAGGUAAGUCGACAUUUUUUUAUUUUUGGUUUACUUUUGUGAAGAUAAAGGAAUGAAUCGUUUUUAAUUUUCUUACAAUAGGUUUGUUACCUUUUUUUGGAUAAAGUUUGGUUAAAUUAAUUCUAAUAUUGAUGUUGUUAUACAAGUCAAUUGUUGUUUUAGAUUGUAACACUUUGGUAUCGUUCUCCUGAAGUAUUACUCGGUUCACCAAGGUAUUCGACCGGUGUAGAUAUAUGGAGUGUCGGCUGUAUAUUUGCUGAAAUGGUCCGAAGACGAGUACUAUUCCCUGGAGAUUCCGAAAUCGACCAGUUGUUCCGUAUCUUCAAAACCUUGGGAACACCGAACGAAGAGAAUUGGCCUGAUGUACGAAGUUUGCCAGAAUACAAACCCUACUUCCCUUCUUGGAAUGAGAAUGUGUUAUCAACUCGUCUGGGAGAAGGAAUCAUUGACGACGUUGGAUUGGAAUUGUUAUUGGUAAGUUAUGUUAUUUAUCUGAAAAAGUUCAGAAUGGAUGUUAUAUUUAAAUUUAAAACGAAAAAUGGCAGCUUUGAGGUAUUUUUGUUAAUGAUUUUAUUAGGUGCCGACAUAAAGAACCCGCCAUUUUUUACAGGCAAAGUAUGGCGGGUUUUUUAUGUUGUCACCUAAUAUUUGCUUUCGUUGAUAUUGUUAAUAAUUUGGGUAUGUUAUUGAUGGCUCUUUUAGAAAAUGUUCGAGUAUGAUCCCAUGAACAGAAUCAGCACACGAGACAUUCUCAACCACCCAUACUUUGACGAUCUUGAUGCUUCAAAAUUACCCGCAGGCAACUAUAGAGGAAAGCUUCAGUUACCUGAUCGAACUAAGGAUUCAGAAAUCAUUGUAGUUUAG